Neodiprion fabricii is the source of this 2583-nucleotide messenger RNA. Its product is annotated as GATA-binding factor A-like. Gene Ontology annotation, biological process: negative regulation of transcription by RNA polymerase II; cell fate commitment; positive regulation of transcription by RNA polymerase II. Gene Ontology annotation, molecular function: DNA-binding transcription factor activity, RNA polymerase II-specific; zinc ion binding; RNA polymerase II cis-regulatory region sequence-specific DNA binding. The record is from RefSeq and is a predicted model, not a curated record. NCBI's taxonomy places the organism in Eukaryota, Metazoa, Arthropoda, Insecta, Hymenoptera, Diprionidae. Bases 682 to 1986 code for a protein of 434 amino acids. The transcript has 6 exons.
CUGCACCACGUCCUCCGUCCGAAGAGGUUCGCAUCCUUUGGCACCUCGUCCUGUGAAUUUCGAGGAGUGGGUGAGGGGGUUGAUAGGUUCGAGGGACCGAGUGCCGGUUGACAGUGCGCCGUAUUGAUCGGUUGUUGUGUCAGUUGUCGUGGAUCAGGAAGCGGGCGAAAGACGGAAUAACGGCUUGUGUUGAUCGGUGAUGCGGGAAUCGAAGUGUGAUUGAGAGCAUGAUCGAGGCGGUGUUUUGAUCCAGCUAUUGGCCGCAUGGUACCACCUACGUCGGCUGAUGGCAUUCUGAUUCGGACCGGCAGUGGUUGUGCUGUUCGUGCAUACGGGCACGGUGUGCUUAAUGUGGAAGCAGCUAGUUAGCCGGUCUAAUUAAUCGCCCCGUGAACGACGAGCGCCGCGUACCGUAACGUCAGAUAGUAGUGACUAGGUGCGUCUCGCAAUUAGUUAUUUAAAUAAGUGAACCGGAGGCUCGAGCUGGUGCGGAGCAGCAGGAGAGCAUCGCGCUGUUACGAACAAGACGUGGUAGAUAGCAUAAUAAGUGAGAAGAGAAGGCCUGAUCCAGAUUGCGGCAAACUCCAAACCCACUUAUCACGGAUCUCGAUCGCGGAAGCCAUGUCAACCCUGACUGAUUAGACCAUACGUACCGUCGGUCAACGGCCGCAGGUGUAGAUAAUGUUUCACGGAAGCAGUAGCUCCGGGUACGGCGCUGGUUCCGACUACCAACAACAAUCCCAGCAGCAGCAGCAGCAGCAACAACAGCAACAGCAACAACAGCAACAGCAGCACACCCAGCAACUCCAGGCCCCCGUCUACGUUCCGUCCUCGAGGCCCACCCUUGCCUCUGCGGCAACCGCCGCUCAGUAUCACUCGUUUUCCGCCUCCGCGUCCCCGGCUUGGGAGAAGACGGCGUCAUGGCAGCACGGCGUUGAGUCCUACGCUGCUCAUCACGCGUUGACGGGUCACUCGGGUGCCUCGUCCGGGGGAAUGGGACCCCACGGACCUCACGGGCCCCAUGGACCCCACAGCAGUCACCCCCACUCGGCCCAUCCCCAUUCCACCCUCGCAGCCGCUGCCGCUGCUCCGUUCUACGCGCAAAACGUCGCCAUGAUGUCUUCUUGGAGAGCUUACGACGGCAGUGGAUUUCAGAGAGCGUCGCCCUACGACACCGCAAUGGACUUUCAAUUCGGCGAGGGAAGAGAGUGCGUUAAUUGUGGUGCGAUAUCGACGCCUCUCUGGCGGAGGGACGGAACCGGUCAUUACCUCUGCAACGCCUGCGGUUUGUACCAUAAAAUGAACGGGAUGAACCGACCGCUGAUCAAGCCCUCGAAACGCCUCAUCUCUGAAUUUCAGACCGCUACCCGCCGGCUUGGCCUCUGCUGCACGAACUGUGGCACGAGGACGACGACCCUGUGGAGGCGCAACAACGAGGGCGAACCCGUAUGCAACGCCUGCGGACUCUACUUCAAGCUUCACGGAGUCAACCGACCCUUGGCCAUGCGGAAGGACGGGAUUCAAACCCGCAAACGGAAGCCAAAAAAAACGCCCGAGCCCAACGCGCGACCCUCCAAUGAACACGACAACUCCACCUCGACCACCUCAUCGCCCUCCGGAGCGGAGUUGAAACCGAGCCAACAGCAGCAGAGAUCUCAACAGCAACAACAGCAACAGCAACAGCAGCAGCAGCAAAUAGACACGUCGAAGGCGUCUCACUCCAGUACGGUAAGCUCGGAGAGGCCUGUUUACCUCGGGCACACCUCUCUGCUCGCAAGCACAGGCACAGCGACGGUGAAAGCUGAGCCCCGAACUUGCGACGGUGGAAUCGGGCAGCAGUACGCCUCCUACUAUCAGCACCCUCACCAGCUUGGAACACCGGCCAGCGAUCACCAGCAGCAAGGCUACUACGGAUCGGGGCAAGAGGCCCCCUAUCACCACCAGCACCACGUAACGGCGGCAGCGAAGCUCCUCGCCUCGUCGUAAGCUUUUCUCUAUGCCGACGAAAGCUGCCGGUCACAAUUCAUACCUGCGUUACCCUUCUUCUUGCGAGCUGCGCGAAUCAACGAGCUCUCGGUAAUAAUUUAUCGUGCGACAAGGAGGCAAACUCGGUCGCUUCGGGAAGCGGACCGUAAGUUUGCAACACGAGUCGCCGGUGAGCCGAAGAAGAAUAUUGACGAGGGUGAAGUUAGUAGCGUUGCUGUGUUGAUGUGUGCUCAGGGAAAAUCGUUACUUCGCACCUUUAGGAUCAUAUUGAAGUUAGUAAAGGAAGAAUCGUUGUUUCGCGUUUUUGGAAUUGUUUGAAAUUCGGUAAACCGUAAUAAAAGAAAACACAAUCAUAUCUCGAAACCCCGUUUACUUCAAAAUCAUUGUAGACCCAAGAAAAUUCUACUUUUCACUCCAAUGUAUCGGUACGAUAACGUUACCAACAUCAACCUUGUCCUUUAGGAAUGUCUGAAAUUUAGUAAACCAUGAUGAAUAAAAUAUACUGGUAUUUUGCGAGACCAACUCCCUGCAAGUCUUUCUAAACUUGCGCAAUAACGAAUUUUUCCCUGAUGUUUCGUUACGUUAACGUUACUAACA